Molecule: messenger RNA, 2410 nt
Organism: Ficedula albicollis (Collared flycatcher)
Lineage: Eukaryota; Metazoa; Chordata; Aves; Passeriformes; Muscicapidae
Gene: AURKAIP1
Product: aurora kinase A interacting protein 1
Exons: 4
Coding region: 258-851 (197 amino acids)
Biological process (GO): mRNA processing
Cellular component (GO): mitochondrion
Source: RefSeq, a predicted model, not a curated record
CGGGCGGAUCCUGCCCGGGGCGGUGCCGGGAGGGCUGAGGGGAAGGAGGCGGCCCCUCGGUGACAGCGCCUUCUUAGGCCGCGCGGCUGCUUCUCAGGGCUGUGCCAGGGAGCUCGGCUGGAGUUAGCGUGUUUUUAAUGUUGAAACAUCCCAAGCUUUAUUAAUAAAUCGCCUCCGCGGCUCAGCUGCCCCCCCCACAGCAGAGCCCGACAGAUUGAGGUCAUUGCUGGCUUUGCCAGUGAACAAAGCGAAACAAAAUGUUAAUAUCACGGCUGAGUUCCCAGUUGCUGAAGGCUUCGAGAAUUGCAGGCCACCUCUUGCCCAGGUCAGUGUCCUCCUUCCUCUGCUGCCGCUCUCCAUCCGCCUGCUACAGCACCCAGCCCCCCAACACCAGCGGGGCCCAGCCCCAGCAGUGGCACACGCUGGACCCUGAGCUGGAGGAGAUCCUGAUUCCCAGGAAACUCUCCAUCAGCCCCUUGGAGAGCUGGCUGACAGUCAGGUACUCCCUCCCCAAAGCUGAGGGGGCUCAGGAAGAGGUGAACCGUGAAAACCCCCAGCCCUCAGAGUGUCCCCCUCCUGCUGGGCAGGGGGAUGUGGAGGAUGGAGAGGGGGACAGAGUACAGUGCAGGAAUGUGCUGAAGAUCCGCAGGAGGAAAAUGAACAGGCACAAGUACAGGAAGCUGCUGAAGAGGAGGAAGUUCAUCCGCAGGAGGAUAAAGGAGGGGCGCAAGAAGAAGCGUCAGGUAAAAUUUGAGAAAGAUUUGGAGCGUGUCUGGAAAAAAGCUGGCUUGAAAACUGCUCCUGCAGGGUGGCAAACCCCCAAGAUCUACCUGAGGAGUUCCAAGCGAUAAAAAAAAGCACCUGUCACAAAUUUUAGCCUGCAAUUGUAAUUAAAAAAAUAUUUAAGUAUGUCCAUGACAUUUAACCUUUUUCUGAUUGUGAUGAAAAGAAUAGGAAGGAGUUUUGCAAGGAGCUUUUCCUUCCAAAAGGAGAGUUGUGAGCUCUUUUCUCUGUCCUGUGGUCAUUGCUGAAUUUCUGAAAUUCCUCUUUGAGAUGAGACUGAAGCUAAAAAAAGUCAGGUGUGGGAGAUGGGAUCAGGGAAAGAAUUCCUGUUGUUUAUAUGGCACAAAGCUUUGGAAAAGUUCUUUUAUAAAUUGCAUUCUUUCACAGCCUUACUGCAGGAAGGUUGGGGUUUUCCUGAGAGUUGUGGUGGGAUGGGAAUUGGAUCAGAAUUAAUUAAUUAAUUAAUCAGGAUUUACCUGCAGGAGUUUUUGUUGUCUCAUCUGGAGCCUUGGUGUGCCUUGGGCAUUGUGUGAGCAUCCUUAAAAGGCACUUUUAUUUUUGUGUUCUAUUUUGUGCUAAUAAAAAAUGGUUAUUUUUGUCUUUGACUGAUCCCUGCCAUGUAGAACAUCCAUAUAUUGGUCAGAGUAGAAGCUCAGAGCUAAUUAUUCAUUAACUACAAAAACUUUUGUGCCUGAGACAAGGCUGAUACAAUCAGCUGCUUUUGCAUGGUUGAAGAGAUUUGUGAAAAAUAAACCCUCAGGACUUUUUAUCUGGGUUCUGCUUUGGGUUCUGCUUUUCUUUUUGGGGUUUGAGGCUGUUCUGGGUGGUUUAGUGUGAUUUAACUUUUAUAUUUUAAAAGAGAUGUGGUGGGCUGAGAGGGAAAAGAAUAAAAAAAACCUUCUUCAGGCUUGGAAACUCCCUGAAAAUAAUUCCCAUUUUUUUUCUGCUAGGAGAGAAUAAACUGAAAGGGAGGAAAAUCAUCUGUGGAAAUCAUUAUACAAGGUGCAGUUUAGGACAAGCUUUCCACAAGGAAAUAACAAAUCCUGACAUCUUAAAUCUCCCAGGAUUUGUGUUUUCCUUGUGGAAAAAUUCUUUUCCAAGGCACUGAUCAGGUUUUACACCCCCAGGGCUGUGUCAGCUUCCCUUCAGGAUGGAAUUUGAAAUUCACUUUAUUGAACAAGCAGAGAGAUGGAAAAGUGCCUCUGAUUUUCUGUAGAGGGAGCCUGACUCCAGAAUAUUCUCACAAAGCUUUUGUAGGAGCUGCUCUUCAUCUCCAAAAUAUCUGCAUCCCACUGAAUUUGCACACUUAAAGGUUUAUGUGCAGGUGUGGCUGUGGUAACAAAAAAAAAAAAAAAGGCUGCAAACAGGAAAACUUUGAUUUAAAUUCUCAACAUAUUGAAGAUUUCCAUUAUUUUGCUGUUCUGAGAGGAAAUGGUUGAAAACCAAAUUCCUGGUGUUCAUUACUGGGAGGUAACUGGUGGGGUGGUGAUUUUAUGUCACUCAUUGAGCUGGAAAGGUGCCUCAAAAUUGGAAAAUAAAUGAAAUUUCUCUCAUUUUUCUCAUAAUUCUUGGAUUUCAUGCACUUUAAUGCAGGCAGCAAGCUCAGCUGGACAGAACAAGUUCAGUU